This is a messenger RNA of Cylicocyclus nassatus, 1263 nucleotides long. The record is from the annotation of a GenBank genome assembly. NCBI's taxonomy places the organism in Eukaryota, Metazoa, Nematoda, Chromadorea, Rhabditida, Strongylidae.
AUUUCUUGUUAUAUGAUAUUCUGCUGGCAUAAGCAAAGUAUUUGCCAGGAGCUGCUGCAGUUUCUCGUCCCUAAGCUUGUAGCACUACUGGUGGCACCCAUUUCAACAUGGUUAUGGGGGCACUGUCACGCCCGAACUUUAAGACUGCCUCCAUGCAAGUUGCUGAGACGAACUUUGCUCUGAACAUGCUUCGACAAACUCCUGCAAGUGAAUCGAUGGUGGUGUCUCCAGUUUCGGUCAUCUUCGCACUCGCCAUGGUUCAACUAGGUGCGAAAGGACAUACAAAAACGCAGAUCAAUCGAGUGAUUGCAAAUGGCGCUACCGAUGGGGCCAUAAUAGACUUCUAUUCGUCUCUUUCCAAGAACAUUACAAACUCACAUGGAGCACAAGCAAAAAUCGCUAAUGGGCUCUUUCUGAACAAGACGUUUUCGAUAGAAAAGGAUUAUGCGAGCAUGAUUGUCAAGAAGUAUGGCGCUGCAGUCAAGGCGUACGACUUCAACCAGGCAGCAAAAACUGCUAAGAUAAUCGACAACUUUGUACGUGAAAAUACUGAUGGAAAAAUCAAAAAUAUCAUAACAGCGAAUGCCGUAAAAAAUGAAGUCGCUCUAAUAGUAAAUGCGAUUUACUUCAAAGCCAAUUGGUAUAACGAAUUUAACAAGCGAUCUACAACUUCGACCAUGUUUUAUCAUUCUGCAACUAAUAAGGAAAAGAUAAAGUUCAUGAGAGUGAUUGCAAAAAAUCGCCUGUAUGCUGAGAAUGAUGUCGUUCAAGUUUUAUCGCUACCUUACAAGGACACCUCAUACUCUUUCAAUAUAAUUUUGCCUAAGAAAAAGUUUGGCCUCGAGGAGCUCCGAAAAAAAUUGGACGGAGCAACACUUCAAAACUUGCUUUCACGGCUGAGAAUCACAUUAUUAACGAUUUCCAUUCCCAAAAUGAAACUCGAGAAGGACUACAAUCUGAAAAAGGCGUUGAAAGCUAUGGGGGUUACCAAUCUCUUCAACCGUUCUUUAGCCGAUUUGACAGGGAUUUCAAAAAAGGGCCUGUAUGCAUCUGAAGCAAAGCAUAGAGCUUUAAUUGAGGUUGACGAGAAGGGAACAACUGCAGCUGCAGCAACAUAUAUCGGACUACGAGCGCAUUCGGCAAGGAGGCCCAGAGCCAAAAAGUUCAUCGCAGAUCACCCAUUCAUCUUCAUUCUCACUAAGGAUAGAAAUGCUCUCUUUAUCGGCCAGUAUGUGUGAUGAAUGUUGUACUCGACAUCCACUU